AUGCAUAAAUGUUCUUUAAAUUUUGAGGAUAAAAAAUUAGAGGAUUAGUUUUAAAAUGAGAAACUGCAAAAGAUAAGACGACCUGUUUAUUAUGCUACAUUUAUAUUUUUUGUUUUAAAUGGAAUGAAAGCAAUUUUGGAAUUUGUAAGGGGAACAAGCUUUAAAUCAGAAAUUAAUGUUGGUUUUGUUGCAGUCCAAACCAUAAUGGCAGUGAUGGUGCUUAAGGACUAAAAGUAUAUAAAGUAGGCAUUGGUUAUAACCAACAUAAUGUCUGGAUUUCUAUAGAUGAAUUUUAAUGAAGAUGCUACUGCAAAGUAAGAGUUCUAUUCAUUUGGAAACAGUUAUGCGUUAUUUUAAGCAAUUGGUUAUUUUAUUUCAGAUUUCAGAGAUGGAGUAAUCCAAGCAAUUAGUCAUCUGACAACUAAGAUAAUUAUCACGAGUAUUCAUUCAAACAAAGUUGAUCCCCUUUGCACAAGUUUGGCUAUCACUAGCACUUUUUUUAUAGUGCUUACAAUAUAUGUGAGUGACUACAAUUAUAGAAAAUAAUUUCUAGCCAGCAUCUAAGAUGAUGUAUGGGAUAAGCAACUACCAUUUCUGGUUAAGAAGCCCUAUAUAAAAUUCACUCAUAAAAAUACCUAUUUUAACAUAACUAGCUGCAACCUGAUUGAAAGGUUUGCUGGUUAUAAAAGCGACUAUUGUUUUGGAUGCAAUGCAAGAGAAUUUUUAAGUGAAACAAAAGUCAACAAUGUUUGUCUUUUGAAUAAGCUUCUGAAUGAUUCCAUAUUAUUGAAUACUGAUAUAGAAGCUCAUUUGAAAUGCUUUAGAUUCAAUAUCAGGGUUUGUAUGUAUGGGAUUGAAAAGAUGAAUCGAAUAGUAAUCUUGGAGAAGAUAGUCACAAAGGAGAAGAGCAAGUAGUUUUCUUUUGAAUUUCGAAAGGAUUUAGUUUAAACAUUAAAAUAAGGCUAGCAAAAAUUGAAGUUUUUGUAAUUUUAUAAUUGGGGAAUACAAUCAUGUUUGUUGAUCAACAGCAUGUAGAUUAGAUCUAUAUCUUUGAUUGAUGUGAUUUCAAAGUUAAAUAGGAAUUAUAGAAGUUAUUUAAAUCCUUUAAGGCUUAUUUGUAUUAAUAAGUCGAAACUAUAAAUUAGAACAUACUCAAAUUUGAUAAAAAUAUACUUAUUUCAAAUAUAUCAUCUGCUGAUAAUGACGCAACCCAGAUCCAAAGAUACUACAGAUGCAAUCGUUAAGGAGAAUGAGGAAUAUAUCGAAGUUCAUCUAUAAGUAAGGAACGCGAGAGAGUUCUGCGAUCAUUAUUCCAAGAAUAUUUUCAUAAGUCAAAUAGAGAGAGUAAUUCUGUGGGAGAGAGUGAAGAUAAAUAAAUUUCAUUUAAGUGAAAUAAUUUUAUUCAUGGUCAAGCGUCUCAUAAUUAAAUUGAUAAUCGAGGUCGGUUCUACUGUUGCCAAGUCUUUUGUGAAAGCCUACCAAUAGAGUGCUAAAUAAACAGGAGGAAAACCAGGAAAUCCAUUUACAGAGUUUCUGAAUCAAACUAUGUAAGCAGCAAAUCUGACUCACAAACCUAUGACAAGAGAGGAAGCCUUUAAGAUAUUACAAUUAGUUCCGGAGAAGGCUAAUCCAGAGGAUAUUAUCAGAGUUUAUUGGAGGUAGUUUCAUAAGAAUGAUCCUGUCAAGGGUGGGUCCUUUUAUCUUCAAUCGAUGCUACACAAUGCAAAAUGCGAGUUGAUGAGGGACUUCCCAGAUGUUAAUGAGAAGGAGAUCUUGGAAAAGAUUAGGAAGGAAGGGGAGAGUUAGAAGGGAGAAGAAGAAGAGAAUAAAGAUGAGGCAAAGGUGGGGGAGAAGAGUGAAGAAAAGAAGGAAAACUGAGUUCUUAAUUACUUAUUUUGAGGAUUGAAAUUGAUAUAUAAAUUUAAUUA
Paramecium tetraurelia is the source of this 1928-nucleotide messenger RNA. RefSeq lists its product as uncharacterized. The record is from RefSeq and is a predicted model, not a curated record. Gene Ontology annotation, cellular component: TIM23 mitochondrial import inner membrane translocase complex. The transcript is spliced from 4 exons. Gene Ontology annotation, biological process: protein import into mitochondrial matrix. Lineage: Eukaryota; Ciliophora; Oligohymenophorea; Peniculida; Parameciidae.